UAAAAAGGAGCCAAGAAUAGAUGGGAUCUCGAUAUUGUUUAAAAACAUCUUAUGCUGAGACCUCAAAAAUCUGCUUGAUUAAGACAAAAAAAAAACAUUUCUGCAAAUUAUAGACAAAAGGUGACUACAAUAAAGAUGCUAAAAUGAUUUUGAAAAAUUGUGAAUUAUUUUAGAUUUUUUAAUUCCAGCUACUCCAUUUGUGUUAUUCAAUAACCUAGUUUUGAUGAAUAAAGCAUUAUUCCAAAAUGUGGAAAAAUAUUAAUAAAUAAUGACUAAGUGACCCUAACCGUUUGAACUGUAAAACAUUGGAAUUCAUUUUAUGCUAUUCUUGCCAUUUUUAUCUUCAGCUAGGAUGUCAUUGUAAGUAGCACACCUCUCUUUACUAAACACACCCAUUUAAGGUUUAAUUCACAAAUGUGACAUAUCACUCUUCAAAAAUGUGUAUUAUCAAGGUAAUACCUAGAAUUAGUCAUUUACAACAAAUCCCCAACUAAACAGUCUUAGUGAACUAUUAACUAAUAAACAACAGAUGUAAAACAACCAAAAAAUGAAAGUGAAUGUUUAAUAUUUAAGGCCAUUAGCUAAGCAGGUGUGUCCUGGAGAGGAUUACGUUUAAUGUUUUUAUCAAUUGAGGCAUCGGUACACAUUGUGACUACAGUCAAUCUGACGGCCGCAUCUUCCUCCCUGCCACUCACACUUUGUGUUUUAUAUGCUGGAACAGACAAAAACUUAAGUCUCAUUCGCCUUGUAAAAUUCACAUCCCCACCCUCUAAAACCUGCGGGCAAAAGCAGUCUGUGAACGCAAUUAUAUCCUCCUUUUUUACUUUUGUCUGUGGAAAAACCACUAACUACUUUCCCUGAGGCCUUAGGGCAGCACUGACAUUCACAUUGAAACUCACAGAUCAUAAAAAACCUGACAAAUUGGUGCAGAAAUGCCCAGUGUACCGUGAGAUGAUAAAAUGCACGGUGCAUGAAGAGCUGGAUUAUUUGUGAACGUUUAAGGCGAAGACUCAUUUCACCUCACAGGUGAAUGUAAAGCGGAUGAGAUUUUACUUGCCUAAAGCCCAAAAGAUAGCUUGUUCAGCCCAAAAGACAAGAGACUUCAGAUCAACAUGAACCUUGCAGGUAAUGGAUUGCCUGUGCAGCGUUUCUUGAAUCCCAAAAUGAUAGGGAAGAUGAGACGGAGGGCUCAGGAGAUGAGAAAGCCAAACCGUCUGGUGUCUGCGGUGGAUCUGAGUCACAAUGAGAGCACACGCCUGGCCAUGGAUGCUCUUCUGGACACGGGGUUGACCGGAUACCAGGAGAUGUUGAACAAGGAGAACGAAGCCAACUUUCUUUCGGUUGAGGAGAAAGCAUACAUCUUAAACAGUGUCAUUAAGCCCCUCGCUGAAGAUGAAGAAACAGACGGGGAUGAAGAGAUGUCCGGGUCUCCAUCUGUGUCAUCGCAGACGUACUUUCCUUUGGCCACAGAGAGCGAGCCCCCCGUUCUUGACUAUGGCUGGCCGGUGGCUGACUGGAGUUACCAUCUGCAAGGCAUGCCUCGUGUGGAGGUGUUUUUCCAGUCUGUUAAAUCCGCUUCUAUGAAAGACCUGCUGCGGGAACUUAUCAGGCAAGCCACUAAAGUUUUGGCAAUAGUCAUGGACACAUUCAGCGAUGUGGAGAUUUUCUGUGAUCUACUGGAAGCAACAAGAAAGCGCAGUGUGUACGUCUAUCUGCUUUUGGACCACACCAAUUUACAGGUGUUUGAGGACAUGUGUGAACAUUUAAAGAUCAACAAGUCACAUCUUACUCGAAUGUCAAUUCGUAGCGUUCAGGGUCAAACGUACUGUGCCAAAUCAGGGAGAAAGUUCACUGGUCAGGUGAAAGAGAAGUUCAUCAUUGUAGACUGCACACAGGCGCUGGUCGGCUCCUACAGUUUCACCUGGCUCUCCUGGCAGGUUCACAGAAGCUUGGCUGUGCUCUUUAAAGGCAGCGGGGUGAAACCCUUUGACCUGGAGUUUCACAGACUAUAUGCUAUUUCUAAACCAGUGCCGGGUCUUUCCUGUCAAACAUCCAGUGCUUCUGAUCCCUACAGCCUCCCACCCUUGGAGCAAACACAGACCUUGAUCUGCCCGGUAGGCAUCUCAGAGGCUUAUCAUCUCCAGCAGAAACCUCUGAAGCCGAGGAGCCCAAGUUUCCCAAGCAUCCCUACACCUCCUGUACUGGUAAGACGGACCAGCAAUCCAUGCAUCUCAACUGCACCACAAAGAUCUCAGUGGCUUCAACGGAGGAACACGAUCCAUCACACCAUUCCAUCUCAGUUCUCUCUCUUCAAAGAUUAUAAUACUAGGAGUCAAAUCUGGAGUCCAGUGCAGAACAGUAGAGGUGCCGCGGCAUCUUCUCACUGGUGCUAAUCCAAGAUUUAUAAUU
Molecule: messenger RNA, 2409 nt
Organism: Triplophysa rosa
Lineage: Eukaryota; Metazoa; Chordata; Actinopteri; Cypriniformes; Nemacheilidae
Gene: sack1a
Product: protein FAM83A
Exons: 4
Coding region: 1113-2393 (426 amino acids)
Biological process (GO): epidermal growth factor receptor signaling pathway
Source: RefSeq, a predicted model, not a curated record